AUGACGGUGGAGUUGAGUCCCCUGUCCGAUGACGAGGAAGGCCGCUCAGAGGACGAGGACUCGACCUUCCACAGGGAAAUUAUCUUACAGGACAACUAUAGUGAUGCUGAUGCCAGCGAUAUUCCGCUGGACGCGGACGAGACGAAUUCCAACCACUCGCACACGGCCGUGGAAGAAGCAUCCCCCAAAGGGGAGACAACGGCGGAAUCUAAUAACCACGGGCCAGAACGUCGAGUGAAGUUUGCAAACGAUGUCAUUACUAAGUCAGAAUCGGUGGAGAAGCUGCCAGGCAGUGUGCCCACUCCCGGGAGCAUUGGCUUACACAUUGUCACGAAUUACAAGGAUUCAGCGGCGGCUCAGCCGGCCCAGGAGUCUGCAAACAUCGGCCUGCUCAGCUUCUUGCCCAGCAGCAUCAUCGGGAAUGCAGUAGAAAUGUCUAAGUACCUAUCGGAGUACGUCGCGGCGCACCCGGCACUGGAAGACAAACUGCGACACAUACCAGACGCAGACAAAAGGAAGGAGCUCGGGGAGGAAAUAUUCCCCGAAUCAACGCUUACUAACAAGUUCAGAACGCUUGAUACGACCCAGGUGGCCAUAGAGGAGGCAGCUUCGUUGGCGGCGAAGUACCCAUACCCGCCGGGGGCGCUAAUGCAGCUAAUGCACGACGUUUUCGUGUCAAUACCUACAAACGCGGCGGUAACGAGACUGGGGAUAUUCUAUGUCUACAACCAUCUCAUACACAAAUUCGGAAAAGCGUGGACCCACCCGAUAUCGUUCCUGGAAACGGGGCUCAAGAGGUUCUGCAUACCGGCCAUCACCCAUUCAAAUCGCAUCAAGUGCAGCAACUCAGUGCACAUCAUCACGUGUAUCAAUGUCUGGCGCCAGAGGCACAUCUAUGACGCGGGUACAUGCGACUAUCUUGAGGCAUUAGUCACAAGCACUGACCCCAAGUCGUCAAUGAUAGAAAUGCAAACCGACACCAACACAUACACCGUUAACAGUGAGGUGGGCGGAGUGAAUACACUAAGGCAUCUUUUCAACAUGCCGCUUGUGGAUGACAGUUACAAGGCAGCUAUCGACGGCAUAAACGCAGACGACAUAGCCGACGCGGAUGCGCCUAUGCACAACCAAGCACUGGUAGACGCGUCAGAUCGCGGUAAAUAUGAAGCGUUUGACUACUCGAGCCGACUAACGGGCCAGGAGCUGAUCCUGCUGCACAGCAGCUCUCUCGACCUUGCAGCACUUAUAGAGGAGGGAAACAAACAGUUCGAAAUUCUACAAAACGAGAUCGCCGAACUAGAAGCGCAGAUCAAAGACGAGUGA
Messenger RNA from Babesia ovata, 1323 nucleotides. RefSeq lists its product as uncharacterized. Bases 1 to 1323 code for a protein of 440 amino acids. The record is from RefSeq and is a predicted model, not a curated record. The transcript has a single exon. NCBI's taxonomy places the organism in Eukaryota, Apicomplexa, Aconoidasida, Piroplasmida, Babesiidae.